Messenger RNA from Orycteropus afer afer, 2625 nucleotides. The record is from RefSeq and is a predicted model, not a curated record. Lineage: Eukaryota; Metazoa; Chordata; Mammalia; Tubulidentata; Orycteropodidae.
AUGUUGGCCACCACAUAUCAUUAUCAGUUGGUGCAGAAGCAGAUGGUGGUCCUCACCCAGGGGAUGGAGCUGCAGGAGGUGCAGAUGAAAGAUGUGGUUGGACCAUGUGGUCAUGAUUGCUGCCUCCUGCCGGUUCUAGCUAGUCCACAAAGUGCACCAGUACCGUGGAAGGAUUUAACAUCUCUGGGAGCAUCCCAAAAACCAACAAACGUCCAACUCCAGCCUUUAACAACACGACUGAAAUCCUGGGAACCUUGCUGUUCUCCAAAAAGUGAUUGUGAGAACAGUGAAUCAGCAAAAAAGGAAGAAAUUUUGGGAGAAAAAUCAGAGGGACUUCUUCCGGAGCCUUCAUUUGUAAAAGCUAGUAAACAUGAAAACCGUUUAGUGUGGCAACAAGGAAGUGCUACAGGGGAGAAAUUAAGAUCCCCUUCCCAAGGAGACAGUUUCAGUCAAGUGAUCUUCACACAUGAAUCUCAAGGAAAGAGAGACUAUCAUGAUAAUCCUCAAAGAAACUUGAUUCUAAGUAGAAACUCCAGAACAUAUCAGAAGGUUCAGACAGAAGAGAGACCUUAUAGAUGUGACGUAUGUGGGCAUAGCUUCAAACAGCAUUCCUCUCUAACACAACAUCAGAGAAUCCAUACUGGAGAAAAGCCCUACAAGUGUAACCAGUGUGGGAAGGCCUUUAGUUUGAGGUCAUACCUCAUUAUUCAUCAGAGGAUUCAUAGUGGAGAGAAAGCAUACGAAUGCAGUGAAUGUGGAAAAGCCUUCAAUCAGAGCUCCGCCCUUAUUAGACAUCGUAAAAUUCAUACUGGUGAGAAAGCUUGUAAAUGUGAUGAAUGUGGUAAAGCAUUCAGUCAGAGUUCAUACCUGAUUAUACAUCAAAGAAUUCACACUGGUGAGAAACCCUAUGAAUGUAACGAAUGUGGGAAAACAUUUAGCCAAAGCUCAAAGCUUAUUAGACAUCAGCGAAUUCAUACAGGAGAGAGACCUUAUGAAUGUAAUGAAUGUGGAAAAGCUUUCAGGCAGAGUUCAGAGCUGAUUACCCAUCAGAGGAUACAUAGUGGAGAGAAACCUUAUGAAUGUAAUGAGUGUGGAAAAGCCUUCAGUUUGAGCUCAAAUCUCAUCAGACAUCAGAGAAUUCAUAGUGGAGAGGAACCUUAUCAGUGUAACGAAUGUGGCAAAGCCUUCAAAAGGAGCUCAGCCCUUACUCAGCAUCAGAGAAUCCACUCUGGGGAUGAAUCUUAUAUAUGUAGUGAAUGUGGGAAAGCUUUCAGUCAGCGCUCAGACCUGGUUAAACACCAGAGAAUCCACACUGGAGAGAAGCCUUAUACAUGUAAUCAGUGUAAUAAACAUUUUAGUCAGAGUUCUGAUGUUAUAAAACAUCAAAGAAUUCACACUGGUGAGAAACCAUAUAAAUGUGAUGUGUGUGGAAAAGCCUUCAGUCAGAGCUCAGAUCUUAUUUUACAUCAGAGAAUCCACACUGGAGAGAAACCAUAUCCAUGUAGUCAGUGUAGUAAAAGCUUUAGUCAGAAUUCAGACCUUAUUAAACAUCGGAGAAUCCACACUGGAGAGAAACCCUAUAAAUGUAGUGAAUGUGGAAAAGCUUUUAAUCAAAGCUCAGUUCUUAUCCUGCAUCAAAGAAUUCACACUGGAGAGAAACCCUAUCCAUGUAAUCAAUGUAGCAAAACCUUCAGUAGACUUUCAGAUCUCAUUAAUCAUCAGCGAAUUCACACUGGAGAGAAACCCUACCCGUGUCUUCAGUGCAAUAAAAUGUUUAGUCGAAGAUCAGAUCUUGUUAAACAUCAUAGGAUUCAUACAGGUGAGAAACCCUAUGAAUGUGAUGAGUGUGGGAAAACCUUCAGUCAGAGCUCAAACUUAAUUCUACACCAGAGAAUCCACACUGGGGAAAAACCCUAUCCAUGUAGUGAUUGUUCUAAAAGUUUUAGUCGUCGCUCAGACCUUGUUAAACAUCAAAGAAUACAUACUGGAGAAAAACCUUAUACAUGUAAUCAGUGCAAUAAAAGUUUCAGCCAAAGCUCAGACCUCACUAAACAUCAGAGAGUUCACUCUGGGGAAAAGCCCUAUCAUUGUGCUAGUUGUGAGAAAGCUUUCAGUCAGAGUUCUGACCUUAUUCUUCAUCAGAGAAUUCACACUGGAGAAAAACCCUAUCCAUGCGCACAGUGCAGCAAAAGCUUCAGUCAGAACUCAGACCUUAUCAAACAUCAGAGAAUCCACACUGGGGAAAAACCUUAUAAAUGUAAUGAGUGUGGGAAGGCUUUCAGUCAGUGCUCAGCUCUUAUCCCACAUCAGAGAAUCCACACUGGCGAGAAACCGUUUAUGUGUGAUCAGUGUGGCAAAAGCUUCAGUCGACGCUUUGAUGUUAUUAACCAUCAAAGAAUCCACACCAGUGAGAAGCCAUAUAAAUGUGAUAUGUGUAAAAAAGCCUUUGGCACUUGCACAGAUCUCAUUGAACACCAGAAAACCCACACUAGAGGGCCCCUUUACCAGUGUGUUCAUUGCAGCAGAAGUUUUAGCCAACUCACUGAUCUUAUUAAUCAUGAGAAAGUCCAUUCUGGAGACAACAGUAUAAAUGUGUCUAGUUUUGAUUUUCCUAAUGAGCAUUAG